Syngnathus typhle (broad-nosed pipefish) is the source of this 1187-nucleotide messenger RNA. RefSeq names its product dynein light chain Tctex-type 3-like. The transcript is spliced from 5 exons. Bases 91 to 432 code for a protein of 113 amino acids. Gene Ontology annotation, molecular function: dynein intermediate chain binding. The record is from RefSeq and is a predicted model, not a curated record. Lineage: Eukaryota; Metazoa; Chordata; Actinopteri; Syngnathiformes; Syngnathidae. Gene Ontology annotation, biological process: microtubule-based movement. Gene Ontology annotation, cellular component: cytoplasmic dynein complex; cytoplasm; kinetochore.
GGUUGUCUUUUCUUCGCUUGUUGGUUGACGCAUGCGCAAACCAGAAACACUGCCUCCAGGGCGAGACAACGGCGACAAGACACCGUACAAAUGGAGGAGUUUAAUAAUGGCGACGAGGUGGCCUUUAAUGCUGAUGAAGUCACUAAUAACAUUAAAGAGUGCAUCGAGGGAGUCAUUGGCGGGAUGGACUACAGUCAAAGUAAAGUGAACCAGUGGAGUGCCAGCAUUGUGGAGCACUCUUUAACUCACCUGGUCAAACAAGGACGCCCGUUCAAGUACAUAGUUAACUGCACCGUCAUGCAGAAGAGCGGCGCUGGUCUGCACACUGCAAAUUCGUGCUACUGGGACAACACCACGGAUGGAAGCUGCACAGUCCGAUGGGAGAACCGCACCAUGUAUUGCGUGGUCAGCGUCUUUGCCGUCGCUAUAUAAUGGCAGAAAAACCUCGUCGGGACCGUGACGAUCCUCUUUGCUAGCUAACUUCCAGUAUUUAUCCUAACAAUCCAACACCCUGGGACUGAAAUGAAUAAUUUUAUCAUUUUCAGGAUGCCAUGAUGAGUCAAGCGUGUCGCCAUACAAUAUGUGAUCAUUCCGACGUCUUGAGGACAUUAUGCAACGCAAAUUGAACUUUUGCUUUGUAGUAAGGCCUCAGGUGUUUCCAGGUAUUGUGACGUCCCCCUUGUUCCAUUCCGAAAUAGUCUUGUCCUUGCAGUACUUACAUGCACAAAGGAAUGAUUUAUUUAUUACUUGUUGUUUGGCCGAAAUGUGUUCAAGAAUAUUUACUCAGAUGUCUUGUUUUGUUCCAGGAUUUAAUAGAUAUUUUAAAAAAAGAUAUAUUGUAAAGUUGCCCCCUUUAAUUAUAAGGAAGUUAAAUUUUGUGUUUUUGAAAAAAAAAAAAAAAGUUCAUGAUCAUUUGUACCGUUAGUGACUUAAAAAUUAAAACAUCUGAUUAGGAUGAAAAAAAAUAACUAAGUGUGCACACCAUCAUAAUUGGAGUUAUGUGGAUGUGUUUAGAAUUAACGAAUCCACAUUUAAUCAUCUCAUUCCUGUUAAAUUGUACUUAGUGCAAUGUAUUAGUUAGCCACUAGGUGGCUCUAAAUUAUACACUUUCCCUUACGUCGAUUCGCUGAUUUAAAAAUAAGAAAUGGCCAGCGUAAUCAUUGGAAUAAAUCUCCUUUUGUCCACUA